AUGGUGUAUGUAGACGACCGCUUGGAGUAUGAGAUUGUCUCGAAUACGGUGGCAGGAGAUAACUGGUUCUUGGCGAUCGACGUGAAAAGUACAACGCUCAAUGGAAUCUAUGGAGGAAUCUACCAUUCUCCCAGCAGCAGUGACGCUGGUUUCAUAGACAGCUUUGAGAGUUGGCUGAGGACGGUCUUCCAGGACUGCAGGACAAAUCUACUCGUUGGCGACUUCAACAUCCGAUGGAACGAACCGGGAUACGCACGUGAGCUGAAGAACGUUACCGAAGCCUUAGGGAUGAAGCAGAUAGUAUCAGAACCGACGCGUGUGGGUCCCAGUAGCAGUACAAUUAUUGACCUUGUCUUUACAAACCUGGAGGGGGUGGAGGCGCGCGUCACUGAAGAGCUUAAGAUAACUGAUCACGAGACCAUCUGUAUUCACGUCGGAGAAACCACGAUUAACCUACCGGAGCAGAAAAAGAGUUACGUUAGCUGGAAACGGUAUACAAAGGAACGACUGCAAGCUGCGCUACGAGCAAAACUGAGGAGAGCUGACGCUGGAGUGACCGUUGGAGAAGCUGCACAAACUUUUGGCUCAACACUGGCGACGGCGGUUGCGGAGCUGACCGAUCUAUGCAGCAAUGACCGGAAAGUCUCAAACGCGUGGUAUGGAGAGCAGCUGAGAAACCUGAAAACCGAGCGGGAUGAUGCCUACAGGACCUUCAAACAUACAAAAAGGCUGGAUGAUUGGAACCUUUACAAAGUGCUUCGAAACCGCUACGUCCGAGGAUUGAGAUCAUCAAAGAACCUGGCAGUAGAAGAGGAAAUUCGAAGUUGUCACGGAAAUCCCAAGAAGCUUUGGAGAAGCCUGAAAUCGCUGAUUCGGCCUGGUGGAGAACCUCCAAUGGAAAUUGUUUUCGAGGGAGCGCGAAGCGAGAGGGAAACGGCGGAACGCUUGAAUCAGUUCUUCGUGAAAAGUGUAGAGACAAUCCAUAGAAACAUCCCACCAGCCCAGGUGGAACCAGCAGUAGUACCAGCAGAAGUAAGGGUAAACGAAGAUGGCAGCGAGGACUUAUUAACGGAGCUUCAACCAAUCACCUUGACGAAAUUGAAAGAAACAGUCUACUCGUUAAAAGACAGCGCUGGUGUUGAUAGCGUGACUAAACGGGUCAUGACGGAUUCAUUUGACGUUGUUGGAGAGCAGCUGUUGGCGAUUGUCAACAGAUCCCUGGAAAGCGGAGAAUUCCCACAACCUGGAAGCGGACUUUGGUGA
Molecule: messenger RNA, 1263 nt
Organism: Culex quinquefasciatus (southern house mosquito)
Lineage: Eukaryota; Metazoa; Arthropoda; Insecta; Diptera; Culicidae
Exons: 1
Coding region: 1-1263 (420 amino acids)
Molecular function (GO): catalytic activity
Source: RefSeq, a predicted model, not a curated record